CGGCGAGCUGCACAGGUAGGGCCACAGCGAUGAAUGCAGCGCAAGCAUGUUGAGAAGUUGAAGUGGCUUAAAUGAGGAGCAGAGGCGGGGUGAAGUCCUGCCAGACUUGGGAGCCCAGCCGCAGACGCGCUGUUUUUGCUCGAUGAACCAACUGCUCACUUGACAAGUCCACAGCAUUGCGCAACCAUGGCGCCUUUCUUGCCUCCGGGGGCGUCCCAACAGCCCUGCAACAACCCCCCUCCCGUCGGUCCUGGUGCAACUGAGCUCCAUUUCACACUGAACGGCAAGCCCAUCUCUGUGCAAAACCCUGAUCCUCGCCGCUCACUAGCUGACUACGUUCGCAAAGAGGUGGGGCUAACUGGAACCAAGAUCAGCUGCAAUCAGGGGGGCUGUGGAGCCUGCACUGUAGUCCUGGCGGCGCCCCCCAGGGAAGGACUGCCAGCGUGGAAGAAGCCAGUGGACUCGUGCUUGCAGCCCCUGUGUUCGGUGGGGGGUUUGGAGGUGACGACAAUCGAGGGCCUGAAGGAUGGGAAGAAGGGAAUGCAUCCAUUGCAGAAGGCGAUUGUGGAGAAGGACGGAACGCAGUGUGGUUUCUGCACUGCUGGAAUGAUCAUGAGCUUCUACAGCCUCCUGGAAAACGACCUCCAACCCACGUCAGAAGCAAUUGAAGGCCGCUUGGACGGCAACCUGUGCAGGUGCACCGGUUUCCGCCCCAUCCUCAACGCCGGCCAAACCUUCGCCUGCGCCAAACCCUGCACGAAACCCUGCUCUUCUGACAUUGAAGACUUCUCUCCCCCCCUCCCCACGACUCAUCCUUCCCUAACCGCGCCGCUAAACCCUUCUAACCAACCCUGUUUCUGGUCCUCGGAAGACUACACCUGGUUCACUGCCACGUCACUCAGCCAGCUGUACACGGUUCUCCACGACCAGAUUGUCGCCUCUUCGGGCGACCUUAAGUGUGGCCCUGGGGCGCGGAUGGUCGCCGGAAACACCUCGGUUGGGGUGUACCCCCCCUCGGAGGCGGGGCUGCUGAUUGACGUCUCGAAAGUGCCGGAGUUGCUGGACGUGACCGUGCGAGAAGACGGGGUCGCGUUUGGCGGGGGGGUGACGAUCGCUGACGUCAUGAAGGUUUUGGACGGCGUCCGGGCACUGUCGUCGACGUACGGGCCGCUGGUCCAGUACAUGCAGCGGGUGGCAAAUCAUCAGGUCCGCAACAUGGGCUCUUUGGCGGGAAACCUUAUGAUGGCGCGUCUCCACGAAGGCUUCACCUCCGACUUAGCCACCAUUUUCAUCGCCGCCGGCGCGGUCCUGACAACCGGGUCAGCGCAAACCCUGGGCAAAAAGAAGGAGCGGGUUAGCAUAACCCAGUUCUUUGACCUGGAGCCGAAAGGCCUCGUGAUCGAGGAGGUGUUUCUGCCGGCGUAUGGGAAGGAGGAGAAGUUCGUCGGACAUAAGGUGGCGCUCCGGCGGCAAAACGCUCACGCGCUGGUCAACAUGGCGAUGCGCGCAGCGGUUACCGAUGAAGGAGUCUUCAGCACUGCACCCGUGAUCGUGUACGGUGGCGUGGCUGGCCGUGCGACACGUGCCAGCAAGACGGAGGAGUUCCUCAAAGGCAAAAGCUGGGGCGACGAGAAAGUCCUUCAAGACGCGCUGACCCUCCUCGGGGGGGAGCUUCAGGCGGACCCGUACACCCCCCGCCGCGAGUACCGCCAGUCGCUCGUCUCCGCGCUCUUCUACAAAUCGUACCUUGCACUAGCGGACCCCUCGAAACUGCCGCCGCGGCUCCGAUCCGCCGCCGCUACGUACGAGCGGCCUAUUUCCAGCGGCUCGGUUACGUUCGACACGGACCCGUCCGAGUAUCCCGUCAGCAAGCCAAUCCACAAGCUGUCGUCACAGAUCCAGACAACCGGCGAGGCGCAGUAUCUGGACGACCUCCCUCUGCGUGCCGACGCGCUCCACGCCGCUUUCGUCAUGUCGACGCAAGCCAACGCGACAAUCGACGUCAUCGACCCGUCAGCGGCGCUGUCGAUGCGCGGCGUCAAGGGCUUCAUUUCGGCUGCGUCGAUGAUUGAGGAUGGAUACGGGAACAUGGUCGGGGAGUACGAGUGCUUGGUCGCAAGCAAGAAGGUGGACUACUAUGGGCAGGCGAUCGGUCUCGUGGUGGCGGACUCUUACGAGCACGCCCGGGUCGCGGCAGAAAUGGUGAACGUGACGUACAAAGACGUCAGCAAGCCAGUCCUGACCAUCAAGGAAGCAAUCGAGGCGAAUUCGCUGUUCAAGGACAGUUACCGGGAGCUAGAGACAGGUGACGUCAGCAAGGGCUUCGCGGCCGCUGACGUCAUUGUGGAGGGCGAGGUGUCGCUGGGCCACGCGUACCAUUUCCAUCUGGAGACGCAGCGCGCGCAGGCGACGCCCGGGGAGGAGGGGGCUGUCGACAUCGUCACGUCAUCGCAGAACCCCUCGCAGGUCCAAGCCGUGGCGGCGAAUGUUCUCAACGUGCCCCAGCACAAAGUGACGGUGACGGUGAAGCGCGUGGGCGGGGCAUUUGGCGCCAAGAUCAACCGCUCCUCCCCGGUCGCUGCCGCCACCGCCCUCGCUGCGGACAAGUUCAGGCGGCCGGUUCGUACCGUUCUGGACCUCAGUACCAACAUGCAGAUGGUCGGGGGCAGAAACCCGUACUAUGUGAAGUACAAGGUCGGUGCGACUAAGGACGGAAAGCUGACGGCUGUCCAAAUGGCGAUCUAUAUGGACCAGGGCUACGCGUUCGACUUCGACGGCGCGGACAUGGCCGGCCUUUUCAUCUUCUUCGACAACGUGUACCGCUCCCCGGCCUGGCGCCUCGAGGGCUGGGUCGCCCGAACCAACCUCCCGGCCUGCACUUACAUGCGCGCCCCGGGCACGCUGGAGGGCAUCUACGUCAUCGAGCACGUCAUCGAACACGUGGCGCACAAGCUGGGCCUCCCCGCGGAUGACGUCAGGGAGCGCAACAUGUACCGCAAGGGUGACGUCACCCCGUUCAAGCAGACGCUGCACUAUUGCAACGUGCAGCUCGUGUACGAUAUGGUCAAGAAGUCGAGCAAAUAUUAUAAGCGGCGGGCAGAGGUCGAGGAGUUCAACAAGGCGAACCGGUGGGUUAAGCGCGGCAUCUGCCUGCUCCCGACCCGGUUCGUCGUCCAGUGGUCGGACUGUCCGUACAGUGCGCUGGUCAACAUUUACCCGGACGGUUCGGUGCGCGUCGACACUGCCGGAGUGGAAAUGGGCCAGGGGCUUAACACAAAGGUCGCCCAGGUGGCCGCAUACGCUCUGGGCACGUUCGCCAAAGGCGGCGUCCCGCUGUCUAUGAUCCGGGUCGGCCCCACCUCUACGCUGGUCGCCAACAACUCCUACGGCACCGAGUCGUCUAUCGGAUCGGAGCUUUGCAGCAAGGCCACCCAAAAAGCCUGUGCAAGGAUUGCGGAAAGCCUGAAGAUCGCCCGCAGGGCCUGCCUCGCCGAAUCAGGGGAGCCCACGUGGCAUCAGCUGAUUAACAAGGCGGUCGAACUCGGCCUAGACCUGCAGGCUACCGCGCGCGUCGACGAGGAUGCGCCGCCGUGGGGGCCCUUCCAAUAUAUGUCUUACGGUGCUGCGGUCACUGAAGCCGAAGCUGACGUCUUGACCGGAGAGUGGCGCAUCCUGCGGACGGACCUUCUGCUAGACGCUGGGAAGAGCCUUAACCCGGCAAUCGACGUGGGUCAAAUUCACGGGGGUUACAUCAUGGGUUUGGGUAACUUCCUGUGCGAGGAGAUUCUGUACAACGACGCGGGGAAGAAUAUCUCGGACACGACGUGGGAGUACAAGGUUCCGUCUUCCCAGGACAUCCCAGUGGAGUUCCACGUGUCACUCCUGCAGAAUAGCGGCAAUCCCUCCGGUUUCCUCCGCUCGAAGUGCUCCGGCGAGCCCCCGACCGCCAUGGCCGCGAGUGCCGUCCUGGCGAUCCGGUCUGCCGUCGCUUCCGCGCGUGCCGAGCGGAACGAGACCGCGUGGUUCCCGCUCAACUCGCCGGCGACCGUGGAGAAGAUCGCGCUCGCGGGUAGCACGCCCAAGGAACUGCUCACGCUCAAUGCCGAGUAGCAGAAGCGACGCUAGAAAUGAACACAAACGUAGGGGGUCAAUGGUUAGAUGUGCCACUGGAAAAGGGAACCGUCUCUGGGGCCAUUACCGCAAAGCGUUCAAAGCUGGUCGAAAAUAGGUGGUCGUGUACAUAGUGUCAAAGGUCAAUUGUCCAUACGACUCGCGUGAAAGGCUUGCGCUUUUUGGCAGAUUACCUGGAGGCAAAUGAAUACAUAAGCAUUAGCGCGACGGGUCACUUCUUACUCUGGUCGCCUACCUCUAAAGAGCUUCGGAACGAGUAAGCUUCGCUCCCAACGAAGCUUAAGUAUCAUAUUGAUUACACAACGCGCAAUAGAAGCUGAUAGUGGAUCGAACUUCCAUAGUCAUACGUAGGCAAGCGAAGCAAAGGGUAUCAGUACAGUGGGGGCACGCUCGCGGCCCUGUUUAACUAUGUACAUAUCGCAAAGUCCAAGGAUUUCCUUGGAAAGACUCGGUGUCAUUCGUCCAACACUUACCACCACUCAGCUUCUUGGCUCCUCAGACAAUGUACAAUCUAAAGGUUGAAGGUGGGUCCAAGAGGCUUGGGAGCCAUAUAGCAGACAACAGAUCAACGGACUCGACAUGAGAUAGUCUUCAAUUACAAAUCACGCACGCCAUGCUUGCAACGAUAGCAGCCUUCGAAGCCUGAAGGCAACACGUAGGUGAUCGGAAUUCCAUUGAACAAAACGAUUUUGACUGAAGCCUGGUCAGGAGGGGGUUAGCCGAACAGCAGUCUUUCUUAUCGUACUUUGCCAUGCAUUAAUUAGCACACUGAGUACGACGCCGCCGCGACGUGCUGAAUCAGGCA
This is a messenger RNA of Klebsormidium nitens, 4936 nucleotides long. The record is from the annotation of a GenBank genome assembly. NCBI's taxonomy places the organism in Eukaryota, Viridiplantae, Streptophyta, Klebsormidiophyceae, Klebsormidiales, Klebsormidiaceae.